UUUCCAGCUUUUGGCCCCCCACCGCCCCAAAAACCUCGCGCCGUGCUCUGCUUCUCCUCUCCUCGACCGCCGUAAACCUCCUAAAAGUCCGAGAGAGAGAGAGAGAGAGAAGGGUGGACGAAGCCGCCGGAAAUGGCUUCUCUCCUCUCCUUCCGGGGCCACCGCCUUCCCCUCUCCCCUUUCUUGGGCCGGACAGGCUCUCGGGACCCCCUCUCCCGUCGAUCCCACUGCGGAUUCUUGACCAAGAACCCCUCGCCCUUCCUUCUCCGUGGCGGCGGCCUAUUGGCGGCCAGGAUGAGCUCGAGUCCUCAUCUCCCCGAUUUCGAGACCGCAGAGGGGCUUGCUCGUGAGCUGUUUGGUCGGGUGGAAGGCCUUAUCUAUACCGUUGCUGAUGCUGCUGUCUCCUCUGAUGCCGCCGUGGAAAGCUCGAAGCAGAGUGGAGACUGGCUUUCGGGAAUCACCAAUUACAUGGAAACCGUUCUUAAGGUUUUAAAAGAUGGGCUAUCGGCUUUGCAUGUUCCCUAUGCUUAUGGUUUUGCAAUUAUUCUCCUCACAGUUCUUGUGAAGGCGCUCACGUUUCCUUUGACAAAGAAACAGAUUGAAUCAGCGUUGGCAAUGCGAUCGCUGCAACCCCAGGUCAAGGCUAUCCAAGAACAUUAUGCUGGCGAUCAGGAGAGGAUACAACUUGAAACUGCUCGCUUGUAUAAAUUGGCUGGUGUAAACCCUUUAGCAGGGUGCUUACCUACUCUUGCUACAAUACCAGUUUGGAUAGGCCUAUAUAGAGCUCUCUCUAAUGUGGCUAAUGAGGGACUCCUUACCGAAGGCUUUUUCUGGAUACCUUCUUUGGCUGGUCCUACAACAAUUGCAUCUCGACAAAGUGGUAGUGGGACCUCUUGGCUUUUCCCUUUCAUUGAUGGUCAUCCACCUCUUGGAUGGUCAGACACAUUAGCAUAUCUUGUCUUGCCUGCUUUGCUGGUUAUCUCACAAUAUAUUUCAGCUCAAAUCAUGCAGCCAUCACAGAAUAGCGAUCCCAGCCAGAAAAAUUCUCAAGCUUUGACCAAGUUCCUUCCUUUGCUGAUUGGUUACUUUGCUCUUUCUGUUCCUUCUGGGCUGAGUCUAUAUUGGUUUACAAAUAACAUUUUGAGCACAGCACAACAGAUAUGGCUUCAAAAGCUUGGGGGUGCAAAAAAUCCAGUUAAAGAGCAUAUUGACAGAACAAUUAGGGAUGAAUCAUCCAACAUUCCAAACUCUGUAUCCAAUAUCCAGAAGUCUAUACUUGAUAUUGAAACGCAAAAAGCAAAAUCCAGUCAAGGAGAAAAAGCAAAUCCUGGUGGAUUGCCACGUGGUGAAAGGUUCAAACAAAUUAAGGAGCAGGAGGUAAGGAGAAGAAAACAAAGGGAAGAAGAGAAUGAGAGUGCAAAAGAGGUAGCUGAAGGUUCUCAUCCGAUUAUCGAGCACCAAAAUUCGGAAGUUAAAUUAUUAGAGAAUAAAAAUAAACAGGAGCCAGAUAAAGUACAUACAGAUUUAUCUAUGAGUAACAAUGGUGGACUCAAUGGUAAUGCUGGUUUAGAAAUGACAAAUGAAAGAAGUAUUCAUGAAAAUGCGGAAAAGGUAUUCCCUUUGAAGAAGGAACUGAAGCACAUUCCCCUACUGGUAACCAGACUUCACAUGAUGCUCUCGGCAGAAGAGAUCAGGAGACAGAAUGAGCUGAAGCUUAUGCCAUCACAUGUAUAAUGCUGGUUAUCUGUUCCCCCUGGCUAGUGGCAUGAUAUUGUUGUACACUUUGUACCGAUCAUCUAUUCCAUCAGAUAGCCUUUUGCGGUCAGUUCGUUUGCCUUUUGUAAGAGGGAUGAGGUUGAUCUUUUCUCAUGUUGCUUCCAAAUCCACCAUAUUGCUGCAUGAAAGUGCUCACCACCCUCUCCGCUGGGCCUCCAUGAUUGUAAAUUCUGUCGGAUAAAACAUAUCUCCAAAAUUCUAUAUUCCAUAUCCCAUGCAUGAGCUGUUUGGAAAUUAAAGCUUAAAACUUUACAUGAAUUGUGAUAAAGUUUGAAACUGCUAUUGCAGUCUGUCUUCUGAUGCAUGAUUUAUGAUAUAGUUAUUUCGUA
Phoenix dactylifera (date palm) is the source of this 2105-nucleotide messenger RNA. RefSeq names its product OxaA/YidC-like membrane insertion protein (gene ALB4). NCBI's taxonomy places the organism in Eukaryota, Viridiplantae, Streptophyta, Magnoliopsida, Arecales, Arecaceae. Gene Ontology annotation, biological process: protein insertion into membrane; protein localization to chloroplast; thylakoid membrane organization. Gene Ontology annotation, molecular function: membrane insertase activity. Gene Ontology annotation, cellular component: chloroplast thylakoid membrane. The record is from RefSeq and is a predicted model, not a curated record.